UCAGCUGUCAACGCCCUUUGCUCGCCCCUCUUUUUCAUCUCCUGGGUAUAAAUCAACAAACAACCACUGGAGAGGGCAGAGGGCAGGAGAGGAGACUGCGCCUGGGACAUCUCUACGGGGAACCAGUUAAUGACCGACCAAGAUCAACAGAUUCAGAGGGGAGUUCACAAGUGUGCAGCCUGGAAAGCAGAUCCAUUUGGGCUACGCGAGGAUGAAAAGGCUGAUUGUGCUGUGCUUGGGCCUUCUGGCCCUGGUUGAUGCUAGCCAGUCACCCAUCCAGCAACAGGCUGUGGACCUAUUGCUGGACUUCUUCCACAGCAGAAACCUUGUGCGGUCAGUGUUCAAGGAACAAGCCGUGACCGAUGUCAUCGAAGAGGUGCUCAAUAUGGGGACCUUUGUCCAACUGCAGGUUGAACUUGCACAGACUCACUGCAGGAAACAGCAACGGAGGACACACAGCUGCCACAUCAAGGCGGGCGGGAGAAGGCAGACGUGCCUGGCUUGCAUCAAAUUUGGCUCCACUGACCCUGAAAGCGUGUUGGACAGAUCAUUGCACUGCCUGUCAGAUCAGAGCCCAGUCUUCCAGGAGGUGAAGAGGAGGCACAAUCAGGAGUGUGAAAACGUCAAGAACGCGCACGAGGAUCGUUACCUGCCCGGCAGGUUUGCCUUCUCCAAAGGGCAGCCAAGCUAAUGCUCCCAUGAGCAGACUGCAUGACGGGCCGCCAUGUUGAACAGGCUACUCCUUGACUAUCGAGAAAAGAAGCCGCUGUCCUCCUAAUAGAAACAAGCAGGACGCCCACCAGUUUGGGUCUCAGCACCGUAAGACUGGGACCACUGGUAACAGAGGAGCCUGCUUCCGAAGCCCACGCUUUCCCUUAAGCCAACUCUCCUUCUGUCGCUUUUUAUUCCUACAUAAUAAAAAUGGGUCACGGAGGCUUCA
This is a messenger RNA of Elgaria multicarinata webbii, 940 nucleotides long. RefSeq names its product retinoic acid receptor responder 2 (gene RARRES2). The record is from RefSeq and is a predicted model, not a curated record. The transcript is spliced from 5 exons. The coding region runs from base 212 to 691 and encodes 159 amino acids. Gene Ontology annotation, biological process: positive regulation of chemotaxis; innate immune response; inflammatory response. Lineage: Eukaryota; Metazoa; Chordata; Lepidosauria; Squamata; Anguidae. Gene Ontology annotation, cellular component: extracellular matrix. Gene Ontology annotation, molecular function: signaling receptor binding.